This is a messenger RNA of Onthophagus taurus, 3481 nucleotides long. The record is from RefSeq and is a predicted model, not a curated record. NCBI's taxonomy places the organism in Eukaryota, Metazoa, Arthropoda, Insecta, Coleoptera, Scarabaeidae.
AUGGAUAAACUUUACGUUAUUGAAUCAGGUUACUUUCCAGCUUCUAAACAAACCUAUAAGGGCGAUUUAAAUUUUGCAAAUCAACGCAGCGGAGAAGGCGAACAAAUUUGGCAGUGCAAAUCGUUCGAACGAUACCAGGGCGAUUUCUUUCAAGAUUCAUUACACGGUUAUGGCACUUACACUUGGUUACAAGAAAAUAAAAACGAUUUUUUGGUCGAAGGAACAUUUCACGGAAGUUUUAUUCACGGAUAUUCAUCCAUAGCGUAUUCGAACGAAUCGUAUUUCGAGGGUUUAAUUAGAAGAAAUAAACGUUUUGGACCUGGCGUUUUAUCUUAUUUAAAUGGAAAUCAAGAUGUGGGGUUGUGGAAUGGAGAUCGACUUUCUAGGAUUUGUUACACCAUUUUUCCUGAGUAUUUACCAAUUUUAGCUUAUUCAGGUGAGGGUAAGAAGAAAUUAUUAAAGUUUAAAACGUUAAUUACGCUUUGUGAGGAAGAUUUUGAAUCGAAAGAUGUUGCAAUAGAGAUUUUAAAGAAAUUAGGGGCCCCAAAAGAUGUUUUAAGGUUAUCUAACCAACUUUAUAACCCUUUUGUGAGGAAUAUAAAGAGUUUGUUAUUUGAUAAGAAGCUUUAUGAUGCCCAAAUUUAUGAUGGUUCUUUAAAUAGGGGACAAACGGAGGAGAAAUUAUCUCAAGUUUUUGAUUAUUUACUCGAAAAUGGGGGUGAUUUGGAAAAAAUUCCUGAGGGGAGUCGUUUAAAAAAAAAUGUUUCAUUUAACGUUCGAAGUUUAUUAAUCGGCGAUCGAUUAAAGUUUGGACCACCUGGAGAUUACGAGAUGUGUUGUAUUCGCUUCCUUCAAGAAGCUUCAAAUGGGAAUGAUCAAUUAGCUGCGAGAUUAUUAACUGAAAAAAAUGUUAAUCCGGAUGUUUCAGAUUCAAAGGGAAACGUCGCUGCAAUCUUUGCUUCAGCUAAAGAUAAAUGGGGAGUCCUGAAAAUGUUGUGCAACUUUGGGGCCGACUUAGACAAAGUUAAUGAUGAUGGAUUAUCAGCUCUAUCAAUGUGUAUCUUAAGAUACGUAGCGUAUAAAAAAGAUAUAGUCGAUUGGGAGAGAGCUUUUCUAAAUGAUACCACCAAAGAAAAUGUUGAGAAUGAUAAUAAGUGGAGAUUUAAAGAUUCUUCGGUUGAUUUAAAAGCGAUGUUGGAUGAAAACGAUGUUUUAGAGGUUCCUUGUGAUGAUGUGAAAGGAUUUCAAGGCGAAUACGAAUUAAUUGCGGAUCAGAAUCAAAGAUAUUUAUUCUCAACGGAAAUAAAACUACCCCCAGUUAAAAAAAUUAAGUUCGACAAAAAAGUCUCUCACAAAAAAAGUAAAUCAAGUAAAUCAGCCAAAACGAAUCAAUCAAGAAAAAUUGAUUCAAAGCAAUUAUUAAAAGAAGAAAACUUAAACACAAUCUUAACGACGAUUAAAACCCUUUUAGAACUCGGUUGUGACCCGAAUUUUUGUCAAGUUCCACUCCCUUCGGUAUUAAUCGCCGUUUAUAGUGAUUGCCAAGAAAUUGUUGAUGUUUUGAUUGAAUAUAACGCAGAUUUAAACGUCUUUUCACCUACCGAUGGAUUAACACCACUUCACCUUUUGUGUUGUCUCCCAUUUUCAACGUCCAACACUGAAAUGUUUGAAACCAUCUUAAAAUCGGGGGCUAAUCCGAAUCAAAAAGCGUCCCCGAGUCAUUGGCUAAAAGAAAAAUUGAAAUUAUUAGGAAAAAUUCGUCCUGACCCAUCUAUUAUUGAUAAAGGAAAAAAUCCUUCUCAUAUUCUCUCGAUGCGUUACGAUUUCGAAUGGGAUUUAAAUGACUAUCAAUUAAAAAUGUUUCAAUUUUUAUUGGAAUUUAAAUUGGAUUUGAAUGAAGUGUAUCUUGGGCAUACCCCGUUUUCAAUUGCUAUUUUAAGGGGGAAUGUAAAGCUUAUAAAAUGGUUUGUUGAAUCGAAUUUGAUCGAUCCUUAUGGUGUUUUUGGGGAAAAUAUGGGUUCGGCUUUAACGAUUUUAAUUUUGAAAAGAUAUAAUUUGAUUCUUCCUUUGGAGGUGGCCCAAGAAGUUUAUGAUGUUUUAAUUGGGUUCAAUUUUAAUCCUUUGGUAAAUAUUUUAAAUAAAGGCAAUGUUAUUGAGUUUAUGGAAGAAGAAUAUAAAGUUAUAGGUGAUGAGAAGAAAGAGAUGAAGAAGAAAGGUAAAAAGGUAAAAGGGAAAGCUAAAAAAUCGAAAAAAGGAAAAAAAAAUCCUGUUGAUGAAUUAAAAAAAUAUCUUCUCCUCAAAACGAAAGAAAUGUUACAAAGAAACAUCGUAGCGAAAGCUUUCUUACAUUUACGAAUUUUUAUUAUAUUAAUUAAAAACGAAACGACCGAUAUAAUGAAAACGUUAAUACAAUUUUUCAGUUUAAAAACGAUUCAAAAAUGCCUUCAGUUACUCAUCCAACGAGGAAUCAUCGAAUAUAACAAAUUAAAUAUCAUGGUUAUUUAUAAAUUUUUAAAUUUACUGAACGAUUUUUUAAAGAAAAAAGAUAAACAUAUCUCAACUGGUGACAUAUUCUACGGACUUUAUUGGAAAAUAAUAGAAAAUCAAAAAAAUUCUAAUCUAAUCGAACCGGAAAUCGAUACAAACGAAGAAAUUUACAAAGUUUGUUUUUAUUGUUGCAAAAAAUCGAAUAAAAAACUCAUAAUUUGCCCAAUGUGCGGAUUGGUUUACUUUUGUUCACAAGAAUGUAACAAAUUAAGUAACAAAAAAUCAACGAUUCAUAACUGCAAUUAUCUAUAUUAUGACAAAGAAAGAUUUAAGAUGAACGAAUCCUCAAAGUUUGAAAACGCAUACAAAGAAUCGAACCAACUCCAAGAAGCCUUAAACAAAGCCUAUGGAGAUAUUUAUAACAAUUUAAUGGGUAAAUUUGGAUCACUUCGAAUUUACAAUCUAUUAAAACUUUCGAAGUGUGACGAUUUAUCACGAAUUGAUUAUCUUAUAAAAUCGUGUGGGUUUAUUCGAAACUUUGUGGAAGAAAAACUUGAAAUUGUUGCAAGUGAUGAGAAAGAACUCAUAGAGACGCUUGGAGACGCUUUAGAGGCUCAAAACAUUUUAAAAGAGAUUAGGAGGAAGAAAAAGUCCACAUCUAAAUUGAGUGUACGUAGCAGAUCAAACGCUAGUUUAAAGAAAAGAAUUAAGAAAAAGUCACAAUCUAAAUUGAGUAUUCGAAGUAGAUCAAACGUUAGUUUAAAGAAAAGUAAGAAAAAGUCACAAUCUAAAUUGAGUAUUCGAAGUAAAUCAAACGUUAGUUUAAAGAAAAGUAAGAAAAAGUCACAAUCUAAAUUGAGUGUACGAAGUAAAUCAAACGUUAGUUUAAAGAAAAGUAAGAAAAAGUCACAAUCUAAAUUGAGUGUACGAAGUAAAUCAAACGUUAGUUUAAAGAAAAGUAAGAAAAAGUCACAAUCUAAAUUGAGUGUACGAA